AUGCAGUUCUUCUCAACACUCCUCUCAAUCACGGCCCUGCUCCUCCCAUUGGUCUCAGCAGAUGCCUGCGUAGCUGGAGGUCCAGCGAAUCAAGUCACAUACGCCAAAGGCUGCUGUUUUUAUCAAUCUGGCACCUGGUACCAAUACUACGACAAUCAAGCCAUCUGCGUUCUCGCCGAAGGCAAAAGCCCGGCCUGGAAAAAAUGCGUCGGCAGCAUCCCGGCCUCGAAACUCGACACGACUUGUAUCCCAGGAGAUGGUGGGCCUGGCCUUGGAUAUCCUACGACGACGCUUAGCACAGUGACGGGCAGGAUUACUUUGACUGCUGUUGCUUAG
Molecule: messenger RNA, 336 nt
Organism: Cadophora gregata
Lineage: Eukaryota; Fungi; Ascomycota; Leotiomycetes; Helotiales; Ploettnerulaceae
Exons: 2
Coding region: 1-336 (111 amino acids)
Source: RefSeq, a predicted model, not a curated record